Clunio marinus is the source of this 2102-nucleotide messenger RNA. The record is from the annotation of a GenBank genome assembly. Lineage: Eukaryota; Metazoa; Arthropoda; Insecta; Diptera; Chironomidae.
UGUAUUACAAAUCUAGGACAAAUUUUAUAAAGUACUAGAUCACUGUUUGUUUAUUUACAGUGUUGCUUAGAAAUUAAAAGUUGAAACAGUGAAUCCUGAACUAAAGAUAAAUGUUAUAAAAGCUUCAUAAAAGGCCUAAUAAUCAAGUAUAAACAACAAAUUAGCUUGUGAACUAUUAUAAUGCAUGUUGAGUUCAUAAAUCGAUUAUGAAAAGUAAUGUUAAUUGUUUUAAGUGCUUGGCAUUGUGUGUUCAUAUAAAGUUGUAUUAAUUGCGAAAGGUGAUACUUAUCCAUUUGUACCACAAUGCUUUUUUGAAUUUCUUGUCGCAUAGAUGUCUAAAUUUAACUCAAAACCUGAGUCGCAGUAUUAAAUGAAACAUUAAAUAACACAUAAGUGAUAUAAUUAUCAUUCAUCCCUUUACUAACACGAUUAUCAAAAGUUAACAAUGAGUGGAACCAGAAACCAAAAAUUGGAGCAUCAAAAGUCGAUUCUUGAACAACAAAUAAAACAAAAGCGACAUCAAGCCCCACAUAUCCGAGCAUCGGAUUUACAAAUAUUACGUAGUGAUGGAAAUGGAAAAACAGUUCAUGCCUACAAUGGUCCAAUGAACUUUAUCAAUAACGACCCGGAUCAUAUAGAAGUACUCGAAUCAAAACUAGCGUCAAGUAACAAUGAAGAUUUGGAAACAACAGUAUUAGAAGAUAAUUCUCGUAUUUUGCAUGACAGUGAAGAUGAAGAGAGUUCGCCUAUCGAUGUUCUCACUAAUCAGACACCAAAUAUUGAAAAAUUAGAAUACACAAUCGAUAAUCAGCCAGAUUCAGCAAUAAGUAUAAAUAGGAAGAGUGUGAAUAACUCUCACAGUAAAGAUGAAGCAGAAGGUGACAUUAAUGGCAAUAUUGAGCAGUGGGUGUUGGAACCAGGGAAGCAACAUGUUCUGUAUAAGUGCAGGAUAACUCGUGACCAAAAGGGAAUGGAUCGUGGUCUCUAUCCAAUCUAUUAUCUUCAUCUUGAGCGCGACACAGGCAAAAAAGUCUUUCUUUUAGCUGGUCGGAAACGAAAGAAAAGCAAAACAUCGAAUUAUGUUAUAAGUGCAGAUCCUACUGAUCUCAGUCGUCAAACUGAUGGAUUUGUGGGUAAACUCAGGUCAAACAUACUCGGCACUUCUUUUUUUAUGUACGAUAAUGGACUGAAGAACAAUAUCGAAACACCACGUUUGGACCUUGGCGUUGUGAUUUAUGACACAAAUAUUUUAGGAUUCAAAGGUCCUCGUAACAUGACAGUUCUUAUUCCGGGACUUGACGAUGAUGAUCAGCGUGUCAAGAUAAGUUCAGUAGAUGACUCACAACAGGGAAUAUUGGAUAGUUUCAAAUCAAAAAAUAUGGAUAACGUUGUCGAGCUUCACAAUAAAACACCAGUUUGGAAUGAUGAAACGCAGUCAUAUGUACUUAAUUUUCAUGGUCGAGUAACGAAAGCAUCUGUGAAGAAUUUCCAAUUGAUUCAUGACUCAGAUCCUGAAUAUAUUGUAAUGCAAUUUGGACGAACAGCCGAUGAUAUUUUCACAAUGGAUUUUCGAUAUCCUUUAUGUGCAUUACAAGCAUUUCAAAUAGCGCUCAGUAGUUUUGAUGGAAAACUUGCUUGCGAAUAAAUAUUUAGGAAAGAUUUGAGAAUUGCUCAAAUUUUAGAAAUCUCGAUUGAUUCAAAUUACUGAAACAAUUUACAUUAGAACUCUGUUUAUAGUUAUUAGUUUACUUUUCAAACUAUCUAAUAGAAAAGCUUCACAUUUGAUCUGAAGAAAUAGAAUAAUCGUAAUUAUUUUAAAUUUAAAGUUUUGUGUGAAAUAAUCUCUUGAUUCGUUAAGCAACUUUUCAUUCCUUGUAACACUCAAAUUAAUUUUAUGAUGAUAAAAGUUUCAAAUUGGACCUUUCAAGAAAUUUUAGUUCUUAAAAUUAUUAAAUUGAAAUGUUUUCUCAGCUUAAGGCUUAAGUCAAUUUGAAAGUCAGUGAAAUAUUAAAUCAUUGACUAUAAUAUUGGAAAGUGUCCUUUAGUUGCCAUAAUUACAGUAAAAUUAACAUCAUAGAACGUGAUUUUUGUCAUUUUCAUGA